Molecule: messenger RNA, 934 nt
Organism: Xiphias gladius (swordfish)
Lineage: Eukaryota; Metazoa; Chordata; Actinopteri; Istiophoriformes; Xiphiidae
Gene: nudt2
Product: nudix (nucleoside diphosphate linked moiety X)-type motif 2
Exons: 3
Coding region: 101-550 (149 amino acids)
Biological process (GO): ATP biosynthetic process; AMP biosynthetic process
Molecular function (GO): bis(5'-nucleosyl)-tetraphosphatase (asymmetrical) activity
Source: RefSeq, a predicted model, not a curated record
CGGACCCAUUUCUCAGUACACCGCCGUGCUCCGCUGUGCUCUCAGCCGGUGUGAAACAAACUGGGACCAGUCAAUCCCUGCCACAGUGAACAGACCGGAGAUGGCGCUGCGGGCUUGUGGCUUUAUUGUGUUUCGACGUCUAGCCAGUUGUAUUCCCCCAUCAGGUAACAUCGAGUACCUCCUCCUGCAGACCUCUUACGGGGAACACCACUGGACCCCACCCAAAGGUCAUGUGGACCCAGGUGAGGAUGACCUCACCACGGCUCUGAGAGAGACCAAGGAGGAGGCGGGGCUGGGGGCAGAGCACCUGCGGGUGAUCGACGGCUUCGUGCAGGCGCUGCACUAUGAAGUGCGAGGCAAAGCCAAGGAGGUGCUGUACUGGCUGGCAGAGCUGAGAGACCCAGGGACAGCAGUGACUUUAUCUGACGAGCACCAGGACUACCGCUGGGCCCAGCUGGAGGAGGCCUGCACUCUGGCCCGGUACAAAGAUCUGCAGGACACACUGAGAGCAGCACACAGACACUUACAGGCUCAGCAGGACAAAGAAUGAUGAGGCAGGAUUUAGACUAUACAGAGGAGAUGGUUCAAGAUGGGAUAUAACUGUCAACUGGCAUGCGAGUACCUACCUUAUUUUUGCAUCCAGUGUGAAUUAUAAUGAUGUUGACUCUUUCUGCUUUUACUGUUUGUCUUUGUUUAAAUACUUUAUCUCUACUGUGCAGUCUUAGGUGAAGACACAGUCGAUUUCCUUCUUUCAAAACAAAGUUGAGCAGGGAGGAAAUGAAUCAACGGUUGAAAACCGGAUUACUGAUAUGAUCUUUGUAACUGCACAGAAACAUUAUUAUCUGUGUCGUAUUAGUCACGUGUAAUGGGAUUAAAUACAUAAAUGUUGCUGAUUUGAAUGUGAAUAAAGUGAAAUACACAUGUGGAACACAAA